Molecule: messenger RNA, 414 nt
Organism: Actinia tenebrosa (Australian red waratah sea anemone)
Lineage: Eukaryota; Metazoa; Cnidaria; Anthozoa; Actiniaria; Actiniidae
Source: RefSeq, a predicted model, not a curated record
UCCUCAAAUGCAGAASUUGAAACAAGUUGGUACUUACCACAUUUCCCUGUCGUGCGAGAGGACAAGCAGACUACCAAAGUGAGAAUAGUUUUCGACUCAGCGGUGAGAUACGGGGGGAUGAGUCUUAAUGAUGCGAUGUUGCCAGGACCGAAACUACAGCGAGAUGUAGUUGAUGUACUGCUGCGGUUUAUACAAAAUCCCGUAGCCCUAGUUGCCGAUCUGACUGAGAUGUUUUCUCAAGUUGUACUUGCAGACAAGGACAGACGGUUCCACCGCUUCUUGUGGCGGGAUAUGGACUCUAUCAGAACUCCCGACGUCUACGAGGCGGUGAGACUUCCCUUUGGCGACAGAGCAUCCCCAUUUCUUGCGCAACAUGUGGUAAGGCAACACGCUGAAGAGAACAAGGAGGAUUAC